Messenger RNA from Triticum turgidum subsp. durum (durum wheat), 867 nucleotides. Lineage: Eukaryota; Viridiplantae; Streptophyta; Magnoliopsida; Poales; Poaceae. The record is from the annotation of a GenBank genome assembly.
AUGAUGGUGGAGAGGAAGAGAGAUGAGGGAGAAGCAAUGGCCAUGAACGGGCCGCGGCAGGAAGGAGAAGCAGAAGCCGCUGCGGCACCGGCAACGGCAGUGACAGGAGAGAAGGGAGAGGGAGAGAGGGAUGACGGAGAAAGGGCCGACGGCGAGGAGCGGAAGGAGGAGAGCGAGGAGGAAGAAGAGGAGGAGGAGAAGAAAGACAAGGUGGAGCUGGAAGAGUGGUCCGAGCUAAGGCUGGCGAUCGCGGAGCUGUCCCCGAUCAGCCGGCGCGGCGGCAAGCUGUGCUCCUCGCCUCCCACGCUGCCCUUCCUCGGCCUCUCCCACCUCCUCCUCCGGCUCCUCGAUAAGAUUGGUCCGACAAUGGCAGUGCUGCGGCUCGACGUCCAACGGAACAUCGAGAGGCUGCAGGAGCUAUACUUGCAGGACCCAUCCAAAUACUCCACUCUGACGGCGAUGGUGGAGAAAGAGACCGACGACGGCACCGUGAGGAAGGCCGAUAGCUGUGCAAGGGCUAUUCUAUGGCUCACUAGAUCCAUGGAUUUCUCUGUUGCACUGUUACAGAGACUGGAGGAGGAGGAGGAGGAGGGUUCUGAUCAGCAGAGCCUUGCACAGCUUGUAGAAGCUGCGUACAAGGUCUCUCUCAAGCCGUGGCAUGGCUGGAUUUCUUCCGCGGCAUGCAAGAUCGCAUUGAAACUCAUCCCUGAGAGGGCGAUCUUCGUCGGCUGGCUCAUGGGGGAAAACCAGAGUUACAGUCUCCCCAAGCUCGAGAUUGAGAAGCUCGUCCAGCUGCUCCAGCCCUUUCUCGACGACAUCCAUGCCAUGCUGGCCAAGUUCAAACUGGACAGGCUGAAGUCGACCUGA